CUCAUUAAGGGUAAAAAAGCUACUUUUAAAGCUGAAGUGAAAGAGGAAGCAGAAGAGCCGUAUGUGAUGGAUGAUGAUCCAUGUAAGGAGGAGGAAAGUCCUCCAGAGAUCAGCACAGACCCCGGAGACACCAGAGACACUCGGAGAGAUGUCAAAGCUGAGGAGGAGGAAGAUGGACAUGUGAGAAUUGGAGCAGAUGCAGAAGAUCCAGAUGCGAUGGGUGAGCAGUUUAGGGAAGAGGAAAUCCCUCCAAAGAUCAGCACAGGAAAAACCCAGAGAAAUGUUCCAUUGUCCUCCGAGGUGAAACAUAAGACAGCUGUUCUUCAGAAAAAAUCCUAA
Staurois parvus is the source of this 339-nucleotide messenger RNA. The record is from the annotation of a GenBank genome assembly. Lineage: Eukaryota; Metazoa; Chordata; Amphibia; Anura; Ranidae.